UCUCAGUUCUGAAAAGAACUGUCCUGGCUGCUUUUUAACUACUACCUGAGCGAAAGGUAGAAAAACAACCGGGACAAACUACUUUAGCUUUUAGUGGAUCGUUAUUAAAUUGACUAUCGCGGAGUGAGUUCUUAAUUUGGUCUCAUUGUUUCAACUAGCUUGCUCUAGUCAUUGGCUGGAGACAGUUAGUGAAGAUUCAGUUUUAUAAUUCCGAGAUAUUUGUCUGGAAGAUAUCCACAUCUACCAAGACUGAAUCUACAUGCAAUGUAUGAUAUGGCUUCUCAAACACAACUCCUGAUGCUACAUGCAGCUAUCACUCUUACACUCAUCAUUUUAAACAUCAAUCAAACAAUAGCUUCUGGUGCAACUGCAUGUAAGACAAAUAUGAGAGAGUUUCUAUCUGCAGAAAAUAGAAAAUUACUUCAACUUUCAUAUCAAGCGAAAGUAACUCGUUCUCAUGUCCUCUGUGUGAGUUACUGUCAUGCUGAUCCUCAGUGCCACUCAGUCAAUUACAACAUUGACAAUCAUCUGUGUGAGCUCAACAACGCUACUAGGGCUCAGUAUCCUGAUGACUUCAUUACAUACUGUGGUAGUGUGUACUUUGAUGCUGAUCCUGAUACAACCAUCUCCUCUGGGCCUGCUGAAUACAGCAGUUGCCAGGAGCUUCUUGAGGCAGGUCAUAAUGUGAGUGGUAUCUACACAAUAUUCCCUGCUGGAUUCAACAACACCCUUCAAGUCUACUGUGACAUGGACACUGAUGGUCAGGGCUGGAUGGUCAUUCAGAGGCGUCAAGACGGCAGUGUCGAUUUCUAUCGUAACUGGACUGACUAUCAGGUUGGCUUUGGUGACAAAUCUGGUGAAUUCUGGCUAGGAAAUGAGAAUCUACGUACCCUGACUGAGUCUGCAGGACCAUGGAAGCUGAAGAUUGAGAUGGUCAGAUGGGAUGGAGAAGAAUCCUUUGCUGAAUAUGGACAGUUCAAGAUUGGUGGGGACAACUAUCAACUUGAGAUUGGCUCCUACAAGGCGAGCAGCACAGCAGAAGAUUCACUUGAAUGGCACAAUGGAAUGAUGUUCACCACCAAGGACAAGAAUAAUGAUAAGUCUAGCGGUAACUGUGCUGUACGGUGCGAAGGAGCAUGGUGGUAUAAGUAUUGUUAUGAUUCUAAUUUAAAUGGUAAGUAUUAUCCAUAUGAAUCUGGUAUCGGGGAUGGUAUACAUUGGUUUGGUCAGUGGGCCUGUGGACAAGUCGUUCCCAAUCUCUCCUCGGUUCUCGCGACACUAGAGAUUGUCUCGCGAGACCAGCAGCUUCGCGCGAGAGCAGUGUUCUCGUGGGAGCAGUAUUUGAUCGCGAAACCUGAAUCAUUACGCCACCGCCACGACUCAACUAUAUCACCGCUACAGACCACAAGUCUAGUCUUUAAGUGUUUCUUCUUCCACACUAUCUUAACUCCACCAGCAGCAAUCAAGACUUAA
Messenger RNA from Asterias rubens (European starfish), 1473 nucleotides. RefSeq names its product angiopoietin-related protein 1-like. The record is from RefSeq and is a predicted model, not a curated record. Lineage: Eukaryota; Metazoa; Echinodermata; Asteroidea; Forcipulatida; Asteriidae. Bases 265 to 1473 code for a protein of 402 amino acids. The transcript has 3 exons.